Dreissena polymorpha is the source of this 5227-nucleotide messenger RNA. Its product is annotated as nuclear pore complex protein Nup155-like. Bases 166 to 4260 code for a protein of 1364 amino acids. Gene Ontology annotation, cellular component: nuclear pore; nuclear pore inner ring. NCBI's taxonomy places the organism in Eukaryota, Metazoa, Mollusca, Bivalvia, Myida, Dreissenidae. Gene Ontology annotation, molecular function: structural constituent of nuclear pore. The transcript is spliced from 35 exons. Gene Ontology annotation, biological process: protein localization to nuclear inner membrane; transcription-dependent tethering of RNA polymerase II gene DNA at nuclear periphery; protein import into nucleus. The record is from RefSeq and is a predicted model, not a curated record.
CAUUUACAUAGUGGUAUGUAACCGUCGAUAUUUUGGAAUCUGUUUUCUUUGGUACUAGUUUUACCCGUUUUGACCGGAAAAACAAAACCGCGGUUCGUUGCUUUCUACUCAAUUUUGAUUUCGAUUAAAAAUUUGAUGGCCCACUUUUGAUAUAAAACACCAAGAAUGUCUUACGGAAGCCACUCGGCUCUGUCACACCAAGACAUGCUCGAUACAGCUGGUCGACUGGUGGAUAGACAUCUACAGGAGGAUAGGACAAGCCUGGAUCUCUCGGAACUACUUCGUGUACCAAUGCACACCCAGCCCAGUGUGAGCGGUCUCCAUGACUUUGACUACCCCAGCCUGCUGGAAACCAGUACUGGUCUGGAUGCGCUGUCUGAGGUCUCACACGUCAAGAGGGUCCCCCUGCCACCGGAGUUGGUUGAGCAGUUUGGACGCAUGCAGUGUAAUUGCAUGAUGGGGCUGGUUCCAGAGAUUGAGCGUGCAUGGCUCUCCAUCGACAGCGACAUAUUUGUGUGGAAAUAUGAAGAUGGAGGUGACCUAGCCUAUUUUGAUGGAAUCAACGAAACAAUUCUUUCAGCAGCAUUAGUCAAACCAAAGAAAGGCAUAUUCCAGUCUCACAUCCAGUACCUACUAGUGUUGGCCACGCCAGUUGACAUAGUCCUGCUGGGAGUCAGCUUCUCUAAUACAAACGCUGAGUUUGACGAGAUGCACCUGCUGCCAGAGCCCUUGUUCUCCAUCCCCACUGACAACACGUACAUCAUGAGCAUUCUGGGUACUGAGAGUGGCCGCAUCUUCAUGGCCGGCAAAGACGGGUGUCUCUAUGAACUGGCUUAUCAGGCAGACGAUGGUUGGUUCAGUCGCAAGUGCAGAAAGGUGAACCACUCUACCAGCUCCCUAUCCUUCUUCGUGCCUUCCUUUCUGAACUUCUCAUUCAGCGAAGAAGAUCCUCUGGUGCAGAUACAGGUGGACAAUACACGUAACAUCCUGUAUGGCCGCACUGAGAAGGGCACUUUACAGGUGUAUGACCUUGGGGCUGAUGGGAAGGGGCUGUCCAAGGUCGCAGCUAUCCCUUUGCAGAAUAUUGUACACAAUGCUUCACACAUAGCCAGGACAAUAGACAGAUCAAACUUCAAGCCAUUGGUGCACAUUGCUCCCAUCACAAGCUCUGAGUCCAGCAACGUCCAUCUUGUGGCCAUAACACAGACAGGACUUCGCCUGUACUUCACGACCAACCCAUUCGGCAGUUCCAAGUCACGCCCCAGCAUGCUGACGCUGGUUCACGUAAGACUCCCGCCUGGCUUCCUGAUCUCCACCGCCCCACAGAGGCCCAACAACGUACACAUGGCCUACUACAAGCAGGGUUGCAUGUUGCUGAUGGCCUCUCAAGGGGAGAGCAGUGAUCUACUGUGGACAAUCGGCAGUGAUUCCUUCCCCUUUCAGAAUCAACUCAUGGAGUCACAUUCCACAGUUCCUGUGGACGGCAGGACGUGGUCUGUGGGAGAGCUGGACUACUACCACCCACCCCUACCCGCUGCUGAGAGUACCGGACGAGACCCGCCCGUCGUGGUCACACAACAUACACAGCCACCACGUAAAUUCAUCAUACUUAGCGCACAGGGCAGUCACAUUUUAAGCAAGCUGCGUCCUGUGGAUCAGCUGCGACAGCUGCUCAUUGACUGUCAGGGACCUGACUCAGAGGAAGUGAAGGCAUUCUUCAGGCUACAUAAGAUAGAGCAGUCUUGCGCCACAUGCCUAAUUCUUGCCUGUUCACGGAUGGCCUCAGAGCAGCAAGUGGCAGAUUGGGCUAAAAUGGCAUUCUUCCAGUAUGGCGGGGAGGCCCAGUACUCGUACAGUGAUCGGCCCAUGAUGCCGAGUAACAUUGGGCCUGCAGGUGGUGGGUUUGGUAACAUGUCCAUGUUCAGUCCUGGUGGACCUCAGCAGCCACACAACUUCUCCUCCUUCCCUACCCCCGCACCAGGCAUGCAUCCUAACCAAGCGUCUACACCGCUGAUGUAUGGGAACCAGACCAUGUACCAGCAUAUGGACAUGAGCAUGAGUGGGGGACCAGGAUACAUGCAGAACAUCACAUUCUCUGGAAAGCACAACGGAAUCUGUCUGUACCUGUCUCGUAUCCUCAGACCUAUUUGGGAGUCCAUGGUGACCAAAGAAUAUCCAUGUCAGACACCGCAAGGAAAACUGAUCUAUUUGACCUGUAACUUUGCGAGUGAAGACCUGGGUGUCAUGCUUGACAACAUUCGGGAACUCUCUGACUUUGUUGACUUCAACUCUAAGUUUGACAUGGGUCCAACUGGCAAUAGCAGCAUGGUAGGUCCUCCAUACACUCCUCACAUCAUGGGCCAUAUGGACGAACAGACGAGAAGAAAGCUUCAAAUUGAGGCAAUGAAGAUAGAGCGCGCCUCCCUGCAGCACAUCCAGGAGCUGAUACAUCGGGUGGAGGAAGUGCUGGGACUGCUCAGAGUGCUUAUUGACCACCAGUUCCACACUCUUGCUUGUACCCUUACACAGGAUCAGCAGAAUCAGUUGAAAACAUUGACAUUCAAGCUGUUUGUGACCACUGGGAAAGAUCUGUGUGGCAGCCUCAUCCAGUCCUUGAUCAAUCGUUACCUGGACGACAACGCCACCACAGAUGCCAUCAGCACCAGACUGCGUGAGAUUUGUCCCUCACUGUACAGCACUGAUGAUGCCACUUGCUCUAAGGCCAAUGAGAUGCUGCAGUUAGCCAGGCAGAGCCAGAGUCCCACAGAGAGGAGACAGUGUCUGCACGAGGCACUGAGACUGUACAAGGGUGUUAGUCAGCCCCUGUCGCUGUCUGAAGUGUGUAACCAGUUUGCCAGCGUGCACUUUUAUGAUGGUAUCGUAGACCUGUGCCUCACCAUGGCCAACAAGCGAGACCCACAGAAGUUGGCCCUACACUUCUACAACAAUGACGCUCCCCCUGAUGACAUUCAGGGGGUCACUGAACUCAUGCAGAGGAAGGAGUGUUACAAGUGUAUAACGGAGACCCUGGGUUACCUUCUGACUGCCAGCGUCCCUCAAGGGGCCACUGUGAUCCCUAAAUCCCCUGGCCCCCCUCCAGCCCCUGAUGCCAGCAGAAUGUCUAUCGAGGAUGCAGAGUACUAUAACUCGGAGGUGUUUCGUCUGGCUCUGAAGUCUGAUGAUGAACUCUUCCAUGUGUCCCUGUAUGAGUGGCUCUUUAGCAUGGGAAUGACUGACAAACUGCUUGAGAUUCAGACCCCAUUCUUGGAGCCGUUCUUGAAGCGUCGCUCUGGUUACCAGUCAGGGGAUGUUGGCGCGCUUGAUCUGUUGUGGAAAUACUAUGAGAAGAUCCAGAACUAUCCGGCUGCAGCGAGAAUACUGGCACGGCUUGCAGAGAGACAUGGGACGGAUGUUGACCUCCAGAAGCGUAUAGUUCUAUUGUCGAGAGCGAUCAUCUGUGCCAAGAGUUCUACGUCGCGUGCCUCGUCUGCUGCCGAGGGAGAGUUCUUGCAUGAACUUGAAGAGAAAAUGGAGGUGGCCAGACUGCAGAUGAAUGUACUGCGGGCCCUCAAUCUCACUGUUGGAGGCCCAGAUGUGGAGGAGGCCAUGUCCAGGCUGGAGUCCGACCUUCUGGAUAUCACCAUGUUAUACGAGGAUUUUGCUGACCGGUUCAACCUGUCUGAAUGCAAGCUGGCCAUAGUCCAUUGUGCAGGGCUGUAUGACAGUGCCUUGAUUGAGAACUUAUGGCAGAACAUCAUAGAUAAAGAGCUUGAGAACACCAGAUCCAGUGCCCCACCUGUCCGUGUAAAGAACAUCAGCAACAAGCUGUGCAUGGUAGGCAAGACGUACAUCAAGGCGGAGAGAUACUUCCCAUUUGGGUUCAUAGUGAAGUACCUGGAGCAGAGGAGCUGUGAGCUGCAGCUGGAGACCGGCUGGGUGUUUCAGCUCAUGUUGGACAUCGGUACGCCUGCACUGAGACUGCUAGAGCUCUAUGACCGCAUGUUCAAGUCCAGGGAUCCAUUCUGGUCGUCUGUCAACAAGCCCCUGCAUCUUCUACAAGUGAUCUACCAGCUGCUCAACAAACUGUGCGACAGUCCAACUCUUAUACCCACAUAUGAAAGACGCCAAUUCAGUACUCUGGGUCUGGACUACAUAGCCUGCUAUCUGGUAGAACUACAGUCGAUCAGUAGCGUGGACGUCGGUGUGCGUACCCUGGUAUCUAACUUCAAGGGACUACAGGCUAAGAUGGAGAGGUUGUGAUAGAUAGAGGUUUCCAGACAGUGUGUUCAGUCUUUUAAAGUUGCCAUGUGCAUGUAAACUGUUAUAACAUCACUAUUACAUUAGAGCAGUGAUGUUUUUGUUAUAAAAGGUCUUAAAGAUUAUGUACAAGUUCAUAUUUGAAUUGUAUACUAUACUCAUAUUGUGUAUUCUGACAGAUGAGUUAGUGGUAAAACAAUGAUUAUGUUAAAGUUAAUCUGCAGUGCAUAUAAAAAUACGCUAUUGUAAAUAUCCAGUUGCAUUAAUGAGUAUUGUGGCUAUGUUAGUGCUAUAGAGAAAUAAUAACGAAGUAUUAGUGUAUAAACAACAAACUGCUUUUGUAAAACAUGACAGUUGAAGAAGCAUGUUGAGUAUCAAAAUAAUAUUCAGUGCUGUUUGAAGGAGAAAAUAUAUAGACAUUACAGGAUUUUAAUAUUUUGUUGAGGAAUAAAUGACCAAAGUUAAACAUUAGUCAAAUAUUUUCCACUGGAUGUAGUAAUGCUAUGUUCUCCAAUUAACACACAUUUUGAUAAAUGUUAAUUGUUAUUGUCAACUGGUAUUGAGGCUACUAUUACCACUUCACUACUGGCAAUUUAAUUGAUUUGUGCGGGUUUCUAUGAAAAUCAGGCUUUAUGCGAGUGGGUUAAGUAUUUGGUCCGGAUUAGAGUUUGCCAUCUGCACAGGCUUAUCUGGGACCACACUGUCUGCCUUUAUGGAAAUGUUUGGGUAAAAAGGAAGUCUAUUAUAAAAUCAAAGUGAAGGCAGAAAAAGCAAUCCUUGGUUAGGCUGUGCAGACCAGAGUGUGGCUCAUUUUGUAAGUGAAACUACAUAUUUGUCACUCGUUCCUGUGUAGUUACCUUCUGCACAACUUCAACUUCUUUUCUUAAGUUUUCAUUCUUAAAAGAUAAGGUUGAUUGUCACGUUGCUUUGUGGAUUAUUGUGAAAUGAAAUAAAUGAAUAUCUUCAGUGA